Molecule: messenger RNA, 408 nt
Organism: Linum tenue
Lineage: Eukaryota; Viridiplantae; Streptophyta; Magnoliopsida; Malpighiales; Linaceae
Source: the annotation of a GenBank genome assembly
CACAACCUCCUCAUCCUCAUCCACUUUCUCUGCGUACACAAUCUCUCCAAUCCGACGCUCAACAUUCCAUUUGAAAUUUCUUCUCCCUGCAUGCCCUGAAGAUUACUCUAGGCUUGCAGCUGAGAAUACAUAAUGAAGGCUGCUCAGAAUCUAAAGGUGAACCGUAAUCAGAACCUUAAGGCAAAGGGUGGUCAGAACCUUCAAAACACUGGCCAGUCUCGUGACAGUGGCAGCAAAGCUACCAAAAAAGCUCCAGCAAAAUAUGUUGCCCCUGGCUCACUUGGGAGGAAGGUUCAAAAUCGACCAUCGGCUUUCUCCACCUUAACAUCAUCUUCAGAUGUGUCUUCCACAUCUCUUCCCAUCCCACAAACAACACCUAAAAGUGCUUCUCAAAGGGUAAGAGAGCCC